AUGCACACCGCGUCCAGGCCGAGCCUGCGCGAGCUCUUCUAUUUUGCAUCCCGCAGAGACAUCUUGGUAAUCUCCUUUGCAGCUGGUCUCUUCCUCCUCGUGGGCGGUAUCCAGUCGGCACUGAACCUCAUCAUGGCCGAAGUGCUUAACGUUGGCCCUGGGCAGUCUCUCGAGGACGCGGGCACGAAUGCCAUAAUAUAUCUCGGUGGCUACCUCGGGGGCAGCCUGUUCGCGGUGUUCGCCUUUGGAAGCCUCGCGGCGCUCUACACUCGGUACAAGAUGAUGCAGCAAUGGAGAGUACGUUACGUGCAGGCAAUUUUGCGGCAGGACGCCGGCUGGUACGACGUCAACCAAGCGCAGGAGCUCGCUGGCCGAAUGGGAGAGGCGAUGGUGCUCAUCGACAAGGCCUUUUCCGUGCCGACGUACCUCGGCUGUAUGCCCGUCGGCAUGGUUGUAGGGGCAGCCGCCAUCUCCCUAUUCGUCGCGCCCGCACUCGCCGCCAUCCCACUCAGCCUCGCCCUGGUCCUCGUGGUUCCCGCCUCGGUCGUCCUUUCGCGCACCGUCAGCACGCGGACCCGGCUACUCGCUGACGCCUAUUCGGAAGCGGGAGGCUUCUGCGCAGAGGUGCUUGGCGCUGCGCGCACAGUCGCCUCCCUCGGGCUGGAGGACUUCGCCGUCCAAAAGUACGACGAGGUGUUGGCCAAUGCCGAGGCGGUGGCCGUGCGUACGGCGGCCAAGCUCGCUCUGUCCACGGCAACCAUAACGGCGUUCGUUUUCUACGCGUGUGGCGCCGCCUCGAUGUUCGCACUCAGCACCGUCAACGCCCAGAUGCGCCGGACAAGCUUCGAUUUUGAGGCGGACGGCGAAAGCUUCUGCGUGCCGGAUCAGUGCAACAGCUUCGACCCAUUCAUCUUCGCAGCCUCGCUCGGCCUCGAUUACGAUCAGGCGGUGCGCGAGGACGUGCCGUGCAACAGCAGCGGCUGGAGGCCCUUCCGGGCGAGCUGCGCGUCGGGCGAGGGCAUCGACGGCUUAUUUGGGAGCAUCUCGACGUUCCCAGCCAACUUGACAGAGGUUGCCUUUGACGAGGCGGGCGAGGAGUGGCCCUGCGGUGGUGUCGACUUUGAGAUGAUCCUGGUUGGCAUCAACUCGAUCGUUUUCGGGUUCCUUCAGCUGCCGAUGGCGCCAGCUGCCCUCUCUGCCGUCUUGCGCGGCAUGACCGCCGCUCAUUCGUGUCUACUCGUUAUCUCGCGCGAGCCACCCUUUGACCCCUUCUCGGACGAUGGCGAUCGGCCCGAGAGCGUGAAAGGAGGCGUCGAGGUGCGCGACGUGCGCUUCGCGUACCCGGCAGCGCCCUCGUUCUUCGUGUGCCGCGGCUACUCCCUGCAGAUCGCGGCGGGCACGUCGUGUGCGCUGGUCGGCCCGAGCGGCUCCGGCAAGAGCACGAUCGUCGCGCUGCUGCAGCGCUUCUAUGACCCUCAGGCGGGCGCCGUCCUGCUCGACGGCCGUGACAUCCGCACGCUCAAUCUGCGCUGGCUCCGCUCGCAGCUCGGGCUGGUGGGGCAGGAGCCGAUCCUCUUCCAGGGCAGCGUAGCGGAAAACAUCCGGUACGGCAAGCAGGGGGCGUCGCAGGAGGAGGUGGAGGAGGCGGCGCGGCAGGCGAACGCGCACGGCUUCAUCACAGCCGAUCUCAGCGAGGGCUACGACACGCAGGUGGGACUGCGGGGAGGGCACCUCUCGGGCGGUCAGAAGCAGCGGGUGGCCAUCGCGCGAGCGAUUGUGCGCAAACCGGCCAUCAUGCUGCUCGACGAGGCGACGUCGGCGCUUGACAAUGAGAGCGAGAAGGUGGUGCAGGCGGCACUGGACGCAUUGACGGCCCGCAGUGCGGAGGGACUGCGCCAGACGACGAUCACCAUCGCGCAUCGCCUUUCGACCAUCCGCGGCGCCGACAAGAUUGCCGUGAUGAGCAAGGGUGUCGUCAAGGAGCAGGGGACACACGAUGAGCUCUUGGUGGAGCAGGGGAUGUAUGCAGAGCUCUUGGCCCUUGGCCGGGGGAGCCUCUCUACGGUGCCAGUUCUGUCUGAAUGA
Molecule: messenger RNA, 2085 nt
Organism: Emiliania huxleyi CCMP1516
Lineage: Eukaryota; Haptophyta; Isochrysidales; Noelaerhabdaceae
Product: putative ABC transporter
Exons: 1
Coding region: 1-2085 (694 amino acids)
Biological process (GO): transmembrane transport
Cellular component (GO): membrane
Molecular function (GO): ATP binding; ATP hydrolysis activity; ABC-type transporter activity
Source: RefSeq, a predicted model, not a curated record